AUGUUGACAGCAGAUGAUUCACUUCAUGAGGACACUACCUCCGAGGCUAAUCCUUCGGUUUCUUCUACCCAAUGUCAGGCGAAGGCGCUCAGCCACCUGUCGCGCGAGCAAUUUGAGUGUUGUGCUUGCCGAGGUGACUUUCGUUUGGCCUCGGUCAAAAAACUCAAAUGUGGUCAUCUAUACUGUUUGGACUGUAUCAAGCGAGUUGUUAUGCGCGCGACGGUCGAGCAUGAUCUUGUGUACAUGCCACCAAGGUGCUGUGGUACCCCAAUCACUCGAUCUCUCAUCGUCAGCAGCGUGACGGCCGAAGAGCUAGAAGAAUUUGAACUCACAGAAAAAGAAAAAGACACGAGAGAAAAAACAUACUGCGCCAAUAGCGAUUGUAGAAGGUUCGUUGCGCCUACACAUAUCAUAUCGGGACAAGCGACGUGUCCUCGCUGUAAGCAUAAGACUUGCAGCACAUGCAAGAACAAUUACCACAAAGACGACUGCCCUGCAGAUCUCGACCUCCGAGCGACCUUGGACCUAGGACAAAAAAAGCGCUGGCAAAGGUGCUUCUCAUGUCGAGCUCUCGUAGAGAUAGAUUGGGGCUGUAAUCACAUGACGUGUCGUUGCGGCGCACAGUUCUGUUAUCAAUGCGGUAUAGAAUGGCGUGGUUGUCAAUGUACUCUUUGGGAAGAGCAAAAUUUAUAUCGCCGUGCAGAACAAGUUGUGGACAGAGCAGCGGGUGGAUACAUUCCACCACAUCUACGUCAACAACGUCUUAACGAAGUACAAGAAGAACUUCGCGACAAUGAUGAAUGUAAUCAUUAUGGACGGAAGAAGUUCUCGAUGAUUACUGAAGGCGCCCCCAGGCGGGGGUUUCGUUGUGAGAUGUGCAAUGCCAGACAUCGGAACUUCAUCCUUCGAUGCAAGAGCUGCCAACUGGAUGUCUGUGCCGAUUGCCGCCGCAAUCGCGUUUGA
Bipolaris maydis ATCC 48331 is the source of this 963-nucleotide messenger RNA. RefSeq lists its product as uncharacterized. Gene Ontology annotation, biological process: positive regulation of proteasomal ubiquitin-dependent protein catabolic process; protein polyubiquitination; ubiquitin-dependent protein catabolic process. Lineage: Eukaryota; Fungi; Ascomycota; Dothideomycetes; Pleosporales; Pleosporaceae. Gene Ontology annotation, molecular function: zinc ion binding; ubiquitin protein ligase activity; ubiquitin conjugating enzyme binding. The record is from RefSeq and is a predicted model, not a curated record. Gene Ontology annotation, cellular component: ubiquitin ligase complex; cytoplasm.